UGUACCUCUGUGUGUUUUUAAUGGGUGGAGACCAGAGAUCCUCCUCCCCAAAAAAAAAAAAAAUAUAUCAGACAAACACAAGUCAGCUUCACCAGCAGCAGCUAACUAUUAACCGUUCAUCCUCACAGGCCCGUGGAAGCUGAACAUUAUCUGAAAAUAGCAAGAGAGAUGAGUCAGGCGGAGCAGGAGCCUGAGGACGUGACUGCAUACCUCAACGAUGAGACAGUAGCUUCAGACAACAACAAGGACCACCCACAGACGCAGCCGGGCAUGUUGGGCAGGUUGGCGGGGGGCUUGUACGGCGCCACCAAGGGAGCUUUAGGAGCAACCGUGGGCGGCGUGACCUGGAUAGGAGGAAAGAGUCUGGACCUCACCAAGACUGCCGUCUGCUCUGUAGCCGCUGUGCCUGGGAUCGGAGUGGGGCUGGUUAAAGGAGGCGUGUGUGCCGUAGCUGGAGGAGUGACUGCUGUCGGCUCUGCGGUGGUCAGCAAAGUUCCCGUAGGAGGAGCCAAAAAGAAAGACAAGUCUGACUGACGGCGGAGGAGAGGAAGAGCGUGAACGCACGCAGAUGAGAUGUAUGGCUCGACGUGUUUGCCUGUUUUUUUACAUCGGUGAGCAGGAAAAGAGCAACACAGGACUCAAAAAGGUUUAGUGUACACAUUUUGGUGAGGGGUUUUUUUUUUUUUUUUUUGCUUUAGUUUUCUGUUAUUUUUAUUGGUAAACCCACGUUCAAGGACCCUGCAAAGCAAGAACUAACAAAGACUCUUCUGCUAUGUUGCUUAAAGUAAAACUCACCAAAAUAUUAUCACACGUGCCUGAAAUUGUUCAAAUAAAAUGUCCAUGUUUCAUUUUUUGAUAAUAAGCCACAACACUGUUUUUCACUGCUGUGACAGCUGUUACAUUAUUUGUCACAACAGUGUCAAAGAGAGAAGUAAAUGCACUUAAACUUCCACCCGCGAGACAAUCUAUAACUGACUAGGAGUUAUGUUGCUUGGAGGUAUUGGACUGGCGACGGAGAAACGUUGGUCAGAAAAUGUGUAAAGUGUUAUAAAAAUCACCUUCCUGAUGUCUGAUCAAAGGCGUGAUUUAAACAGUCCAAUGUAAUAUAUCUCAACCACGUGCUGAAUAUUUCACUGAACUAAUGUGACAGUUUUUCCUCUGAAGUCGCCCUCUGGUGGUUGUAUUCUCAAGAUCACUGGAAGGCAACUAACUAGUGCUUUUGAUACAUAAUCAGAUUUCUUGCUAAAAUUCUUUGUCAUAAUAUAAAAAAAAAGUCAGAGUAUUUUGUUGAUUUGAUUUUAUACAUUACACUUAUUUUUGACUAAAUCUAUAUUUUGAUAGUUACUGUGACGUGUUGGUAAAGGUCACUCUCUGUGAGAUAUGUAACAUUUUUCCUUGGGUAAAAAAUAAAGCUGUCACUUUUGGACACAGAAGCUUUAUAAUAGCAUUAAUGAUUAGUUCUCAAAUAAUGCUUUUCCAUAUUCCACAGGGGCCACUGUGUUUACUGUGUUUUCUGAUGGCUGGACUCGAUCAUUUUUAAGCUGACAUUAAUAAGACAUUUAAGUAAACAUUUCUGUAAAUCUACCUGUAGUAUAAAAUUACUUUCAAGCCUUGUACGAAAACAAAGGUUUCAAAGCUUUUAUCAGUGUUGCAGAAUGUUUGGAAGUUUGCUGUUUGAUGAGAAUUUAUUGAAACGUGGCAAUGAUAUAUUCAGGACUUGUUUUAAAUAAAACAUGCUGAAGGUUG
Molecule: messenger RNA, 1746 nt
Organism: Dicentrarchus labrax (European seabass)
Lineage: Eukaryota; Metazoa; Chordata; Actinopteri; Moronidae
Gene: tmem263
Product: transmembrane protein 263
Exons: 3
Coding region: 169-534 (121 amino acids)
Source: RefSeq, a predicted model, not a curated record